This is a messenger RNA of Amoebophrya sp. A25, 640 nucleotides long. The record is from the annotation of a GenBank genome assembly. Lineage: Eukaryota; Dinophyceae; Syndiniales; Amoebophryaceae.
AGAACAACGAGCAGUUAUAAUGGGUAGUUUGUAACGACUAAAGUCAACAGCACUAGCUACAACAAAAAUAUCAGUAAGCCUCUACUAGAGGACAGCGACAGUAGACCAGAACCACAAGAAAAUGUCUACCGCUGCUUCAGCUCCCGUCGCUGAGGAGCUCAGGCGAUAUGGUCUCCCGUUUGUCGAGGUCCGCGAGCACCAAGGUCGCACUGCUUUCGCCUGUAAGGAUUUUCAGGUUGGAGACACCGUGAUUGAUGAAAAACCCUUCGUCAGUUGGGAGGAAGCCGAUAGUGUCGAUGGAUUCAACAUGCUCCCGCCCUCAGCAAAAGGGCUAGAAAGACAAGAACAAAGGAAGCAAGAGCAAAGAAGACAAGAAGUUCGCGCAUUGGUAAAUGUCCAUGCAGAAGAAAAGGAAAAGGUUGGAAAACAAGCUUCGCCUAAAAAAAACUUAAGAGCUGCAACAUCAACAUUGCUGUGCUUCCCGUUCCCCUACAACAAUCUCAAUCUCAAUCAUCCCCGGCUGCUUUUCACCUAGAACAAAAGCAGCCAAGGAUGUUCUGCUAAACAAAAGCUGUAAACCUACUAACAAAAGCUGUAAACCUACCAGAACUGGAGUUCUUCGCGCCUGCCUGCUUCCUAG